UGUAGGGAUUUAAAAAUAUUUAAGCCGUAUAAUCACGUUAUUACAAAAUCUACAAUAGAGCCAACGAUCACAAUUUCGGACUUACAUCCGUACACAUUUUAUAGUGCGCAGGUCAUAGCUCUUAACUCACGUCAUUUCAGCACGUACACAGAGACAAUUUUCAACACAACACAAUCUGAGAUACCAUCAGAAAUAUUUAGUCAGUUGAGAGUACAAGACUGGAAAUUGUCAUGGAGUCCGCCCGAAGAUUGUACAACGAUUUCGGGAUCAUUGAAAGCCAGAAUAAAAAUACAGGGCAUUAGUGACGCUGUUAAAGAUUACAAUAUAACCAAACAGACUAACCACAAUUUCCUUGAUUUGAAUGAAUUAAGUCCAAAAUUAAACGGUGUUGAGCGAUACUUGGCAACAGUUUAUGUAAUAAGAAAUUACUCGAGCAACGAAAAUGCUUCCGCUUAUCAAAAAUACGAGUUUGAAACUCCGCCGACAGCACCACCUGAAGUAACCAAUUUAGAGAUCGUGGAAAUUGAUAGAAAUGAAACGCUUCUCAUGAUACACCUGAGAUGGCAAAGUCCACGUCCACCUCUCAAUGGAAAAUUGCGUGAUUAUACUGUCCAGUUAUGCGAAUCACUUUGCACAAAUAUUACAGUUCAACUCAAUGAGUCUUGUAACUUGUGGAACGAUUCUAUUUGCACAAUUGUAAAAAAAUCACCCACCCUUUCUCAAAGAAUUAAGGUUUUCGCGUCCAAUAUAAAUGUUACUGAACCAGGCCCUCCAGUUUUCAUAACUGAUGAUAUGUUAAAUAAUACAACACCGGACCCACCUGCGAAUUCUACUUCUACAAUCAACGAAAACAGUGUCGUUGAUUUAGAAUGGCUUCAUCCUUGGAAAACCGGUGCUCAGCUGAAGUCUUUUCGUAUACAAAUAGAACAAAUCUAUUCAAAUCUUUUUCAAUCCCUAUUGCCGAAGUUCAUUAAUAAAACGUUAGAAUACCCGGUGACACAGUACAUGCCUAACUACAGUCAGCGAUUGUAUUUGUUGCCAGCAACGCACUAUUCCAUUCAUGUUCAAGCUGUAACAAUUGCAAAUACAUUCAGCAACAUAAAGUCUGUGGACGUUCAUACGCCUUCAACCGCAGCUUUUGACGGCGAUCUAGAAGUGAUGAUAGACAAAUCGGAUUACACGAUUUUAUUGAAAAUACCACCUGUCAAAAACGACACACAAUUGAGCAAAAUGCAUAUUAUUAUAGUGAAUCGUAAUAAACCCUGCGAUCAAUAUUUAGAAGUGCCUCAGAAUCUACGAACGCUGGCUAGAGUGAGAACGUAUGAAACCGCCUGGCAAGCUGCUGAAGUUUUGACCAGUGAGUAUGCUGGCAAACAAGAGUUUAGAGUCGGCGACAAUGAAAUUUAUGGCGGUGCGAGAAAUUGUCCAUUAAAAUCUGGAGAGCUUUAUGAAAUAGUGAUUAUCGUAAUCGAACAAAAUUCAGAUUCGUCUACCAAGCCGAUUAUGCUAACAAAAUCAGUCCGCAUCGAUCGAGAUCCGUCGCAUUACUUAGCAUGGCUAAUACCCAUUAUAUUAUUUUUUGUCGUAUCAUGUGCAACUUUUUAUUUCUGUCGAAGGAAUAGACAUCAGAAAGAGAUCAAACGGAAAAUACGAACUGAACACGAAAGUAUGAAGGAGACAAAGUUUAAUGAAGAGGAAAUGAAAUCCCUGAAUUUAGAGGACAAUUUGUCAACUCUUUCUGAUGGACAUACAUUAUCACUAGUAACCACUCCGGAAGUAUCAUCAAUGAUUGUCGUGCAUGACGACGAGAAGGAAGAAAAUGAAAAUAAGUUACCUAAAAGAAACUACACUCAUGUCCAGUGCAAUCCGAAACAGUAUAGAUCAUAUUCAUUGCCUCUCGAAUUUUCCGAUUCUUCGAAAUCGCUACAGAAGACUUCCUGCUUCCGUUCAAACGAAUUUUGAUAAGCAACGUUAUACCCAAAGAAAUAGGACAAAAAAGCAGGAAAAUUAAAUUUUCUCUGAAUAUUUUUCUAACGCGUAUAGCGACAAUCUAACAAACACGACAUGGUCGGCAGUACUUCGACUGCAAUCAAAAAUUAUUGACAAAUAUUGCCUACAUUAACAUUCAUGUUCACCAAAUUGGGAAAUUUAUGAACGUUUGAAAAAAUAACGUAUAAAUACGUAAACUAUAAUCGAGCCAUAUUUGCAGAUAAAAAAAUCCAUUAGUUGCGAGAAGCCGACAUCGGAAAUUGUGAUAAAAAAAUAAAGAAUAUCGAGAAGAUUACUGCGCGUCAAAAAGAAAACGGAUGUUUUGAUUUAUAUAUUAGUGUCGCAAGUUUUAAAUCAAGUUUUAAAUAUCAAUACUAUAUUAGUUUAUUCAAUUAUAUAAUAUACUGAAGUUAGAGAGAAAUAUUCAACACACAUACAAUACAAAUUUAUUAACAUAUUGUG
This is a messenger RNA of Wasmannia auropunctata (little fire ant), 2451 nucleotides long. RefSeq lists its product as uncharacterized. Gene Ontology annotation, molecular function: protein binding. Bases 547 to 1962 code for a protein of 471 amino acids. The record is from RefSeq and is a predicted model, not a curated record. NCBI's taxonomy places the organism in Eukaryota, Metazoa, Arthropoda, Insecta, Hymenoptera, Formicidae. The transcript has 7 exons.